Messenger RNA from Seminavis robusta, 4383 nucleotides. Lineage: Eukaryota; Bacillariophyta; Bacillariophyceae; Naviculales; Naviculaceae. The record is from the annotation of a GenBank genome assembly.
GCUUGGUCACCACACUUGAUAGUACCGGUACCUGUAUUUACAACAUCUUGGGCAUCGAAUCGAUCAGAACGAGCACAGUAUGGUGAAACGGAAAGCCCAGAAGCCAGAAGCUGGGCAGGGGAAGAUUAAUAAUUUCUUCCAGCCCAAGAAGCCAAGGAAACCAGAAGUUGUUCCGGAUUCUCCAAGGAUAGGGGAGGUAUCGGCAUCUAGCACCAAGAGCAGUUCAGCUGCUCGCAGGCGGCUGGAUUUCGGUGGGGAGGACGGGGACACACACCAGCUGAUGCAAAAUGCAAGAAAGGAAGUGCAGACUCUUAUGCCAGGAGGACAAGCGCUUUGCACUCAUGAUCGUGCAACUGCGAAAAGACCAGCUCUGGCAUUGGAAGAAUUUGGGGUUUCAGCUGGGAAGCCUGAUGGUGAUAGAGGGGUCGUGUCGCCUGAGAAACCAACAAUCGACAGGGCAACAUUUCCAACAACGCCAACAACGCCAACUUCUAAAACAGGGGUAUCCAAGAAACACUCGGACAAUGACAGUCAAAGAAAGGUGACACCCGUCAAGGCGUCGAAAACGCAAGAGCAAAGGCAACAGUCAGGUAUCAAAGCAGUGACACCAACACCAUCACGACGAUUGAAAGAGCCAGAAACCAAACAUAAAUCGACAAAGCCAUCAGCAAUGUCCCCUCGGAAUCUUGCCCCCCUUUUCUCCCAGGAUGCCGGCACAAAGAAAGACAAAGAUAAGUUAAACUGGGAAAAGCAUCGAAGAGAUUUGCUGGAAAAAUUCAAAGACAACAAGUAUCUGCUCGAACACCACUUGGGACAGCUUGAGCGAGAGCGAGAUAUGGUUUCAGCUGCCGAGCCAAAGUUGAAUGAAGGAGGGAAUGCUACGGCUGAAAGUGGUACCCGUAGCGUUCAGCUCACAGCUGAACAAUUGAAGAUAGCAGAACAUCCUCCGCAUAUUCCGUUGUCAGUGAGAGCUGGCGCAGGUACUGGCAAGACACAAACGAUGGUAUCACGCGCUGUCAAACUUGUUACGCUCCAUGGCCUUGAUCCCGCAAAGUUGCUCAUGUUGACCUUCACAAAAAAGGCAGCCGGUGAGAUGAGGGAACGAGUCAAAUCAGAAUUCAGUGUGGUGGCUCAACAAGAAGGAAACGAAAAAACUUUCGAGCUCCCUACUGUGAAGACGUUCCACUCUUUGGCGUAUAGUUGGAUACGACCCUUCUGGAAGCAGUGCGGCCUGGGCAGCUAUCCGAGCUUGUUAGUAACCAAGGCUCAACAGAAAGCCUUCAUGAAGGAAGUCAUCCAUUCGCAUAUAAAAGACUCACAGCUUCAGCGAUGCUACAAAUUCCUUGGCCUGCCACCUGCUGAGACCCGAGCUUCAUGGGACACCGUCAUCCGCAUUGUGAAAGAAAGAUUCCCCGAGAAGUACGCUAGAGCACGCGCGAGAGGAGAGGCAGACCUUUCCGCCAAGAACGGAAAGAAGCAAGGAAAAAGCCAGCAACAGCAGUCAGCAUCACCGGGGAGCAAUCAGCAAAAGCCGACUGCGAAGCAAGGCUCCAAGAAUUCAGCCAAUCCGUCUAAAAGGAAACAAUCUGCGGCUCAGAAGCAGAAGGCGGCAGAGCUUGAACUGCUUCUACAAUCCAAAAUCCAACGACAUUGUUAUCUGGAACUAUUGCUUGUCAGUAGGAAUAAUGCAAAAUCGCAAGUAGAGUGUGACAUUGAAAGGCAGUGGGGAGGAGAACAUGCUGAGACGACCUAUUUGAAACUUGUUGAGAGGGCAAGGUUGGGUCAACACAACCUUGCUGAUUAUCUACCAAAAGACGAAGCAAUUCUCCGACGGUACGAAAACAUGCAGGUUCGGACCGGCAAAAUUGACUUCGACAAGAUGCUGGAGCUCUUCGGAGGCCUUCUCCGAAACCAUGAAUGGAUUGCCAACAUGUUCCAUAAUGUCUUUGACUAUGUCAUUGUUGACGAAUAUCAAGACAACUCCAAGGUCCAAUCAGAGCUUCUGCAACAAAUUGUGAAGAAGGGGGGAGUGACGGUAGUGGGCGAUGAUGAUCAAUGCAUUUAUGCGUUUCGAGGUGCCUGGCCUGGCAAUUUUGAGGCAUUCUCAGGUUACUAUGCAUCAUUUGGCGAAGUCGCAGAAGCAAAGUUGGAAGAGAACUAUCGAUCUACGGGCAAUAUCUUGCAAGCAGGUGGCGGAUUCCUUGAGGACCUGACGAAACCAACACGGAAGGUUCUUCGUCCCACACGAGGAAGUGGCGAGAAGGUGGCACUCUGGACAUGUCGAACAGCUGAAUCACAAGCUCGACAAAUAGCAGAGUCGAUCAGAAAAAGACACGACGGCAAUGAUAAAGUUCAAUGGGGGGAUACUGCGUGUUUGUUCCGCUGUUUUCGGAUGGGACCGCAAGCUCCGUUGCAUUAUGCUCUUCAACAGCAACUGGGAGUACUGAAAAUUCCCUAUAAGAUAGUUGGGGGGCAGUCUCUUCUUGCAGGAGAGCAGAGCUGUGACGUUCUGGCAUAUCUUACCCUUACCUUGACGGGGACCAGAGAACGCAUGAACGACGAUGCAUUUGCACGAGUGCUGAACAAGCCUUCUCGGAAGAUUGGCAACAAGGCCAUGGAUCUGAUAAAGGCCCAUCAAUCUGCAAUGACGGCAAAAGAGGCAGCUUCGAAACCUUUUGACGUUGCAACAACCACGGUGUGCCUUGAGGAGGCAGGCAGAGCAUUGCUACGACUCCCUGGGGGCGACCAGGUACUGUCCAAAAGCCAGUUGGAUGGCCUUGAAAAGUUCUUCCAAUUGAUCGGUGAACUUCGUGCCGCAGCGCUCAGUAGAAAGCUCCCCGAUUUGCUGCAUUUUAUAUGGGAAAGAACAGGUCUCCAUGAACUGCACAAGAACAAGGAAAAGAAAAAGGCUGACAAGAAGGAUGCAUCGAAGGGUUACGAAAGUUACAAGUCAAACGGUAAUGAAGAGAAAGACGCGGCGUCCUCAAAAACUGCGACAGACAAACCGGUUCUAACCGCUCAAGUCAAAGCCCUUCUUGCCGUUGCCGAAGCUCAUGUUAGAGAACGGGUAAGGCGUGAGGACAGGAGGUCCCAGUCGAUUGGAUUAAAGUCGCUUGCGAGCCUAGCAUCCGAGUGUUUGAUGAAAAAUGCUGCGGCUCUGAAACAUGACCAACUUCCGCAAGUUGUUCUUCCGCCACUGUUGCUGGAUGAGCUGUACAUGGAAGGAGGUAUUGGUUUGGCAACAGUGAGCAGCUUCUUGGAAGACAUGGCAUUGCAGAUGGAUGAUACGGAGGGCGGCUUAGAUGGCAAACAGGAUAACAGAGUUACGCUCUGCACAAUCCACCGGGCGAAGGGAUUGGAGUGGAACGACGUAUAUGUUCCAUUCUUCAACGAGGAAUACAUGCCGACAUCAUUUCAAGAUUUCGACAGUCACUAUCUUCCAACUCGUCAUCAACGCGGUUGCCAUGCUCGUGUUCCCGGCUGUGUCAUCCCCUGUUCCAUGAAUUGCAAAGACUAUUACACCUGCAAAGACGAGAAAGAGCGAGGAAUAACAGCAGAAGACUUGCACAUGGAUGAAGAAAGAAGACUAGCACACGUUGCUGCUACACGGGCCAAGAAUCGCCUUGUUUUUGUGUCCACGUAUGAGGACAACAACAGCAGACGUUGCGAGACUUCCAGUUUUGACAGUGAAUUGCCAGCGAGAAUCAUAGAUAGGCGGAAUGUCGGCUAUUUCGGGGGAUGAUGAGCAGCAUGUCACAUCAAAACGGUUGAUGGGCUCUGGGGUAUUCGUUUUCGUGACUUGCCCGUAACCGUUCCGGAGUGGGUUGGGGUGUUGACGGGUGAGUGUAAGGGGUGAGGCAUGCUUGUUCUUCUUGCAUUCGUAAUAAGAGAAAAGGCACAGAGACUGGAUGCAAAUCGAGGGCUGAUGGCAACGAUGAAACUACAGUAGCUACAGUUAUUUGCGUCGGGAUUGUCCAUGGCUCUGCAAACUAAAAAAGAAAAAGUGCGUCGAGAACUGAUCGCUGGCUACCAGUGGUCCGGUACCGGUACCAGAUAUAGAAGCCCUUGCUUCCACUUUGUGCUUGCAUGCCACAGACAAGGUCUCUGCCAAUGCAACCAAGCCGGGGAUCUCUUCUCUUCUCUACUAUCCUAGCUAGCUAGAAGACAUCUGCAGCUGAAAGAUAGAGCAGCAGGAGUGCAUGGCCGUGCUGAAAUGGUCGACUCGACUCCCGUUCAAGUUGAGGAAACAGGUCACAGUGAGCUCAGGUGACGUCUUGUUCAGGACCGAUUGGAAUCCGAAUCGAAUGAUUGAUUCGAAUUCAACGAAUCGAAUCGAAUCAAUCAUUCGAAUCUUUUCCUCACCAUGUCGAGAUCUUCGUGGGU